AUGAUGUUACUAAGAAAUCUCGAUCCGAGGAGACGACUGUGCAACUGUACGAGGUUGGUGGUCACCGAACUACGGCGUCACAAUUUUAAAGCGAGAAUUUCGGGAGGUGACGCACAUGACGAGGACAUCGUCGUGCCCAAGAUACGGCCAACGUCUAGCGGUGAGGACGACCUGCCCAUAUUACUGCACUACCUUCAAUUUGCGGUGAGAUUGUCGUUCGCCAUGACCAUCAACAAGUUGCAGGGUCUGACGUUUGAUCGGGUAGGUUUGAUACUGACGUUACCCGUGUUCACGCACGGGAAACUGUACGUAGCGUUUUCUAGGAUGAGAACCACCCAAUCCGUGAGGGUCAGCAUGCACGGUGAUGAAAGUGGGCGAUUCGUCACCAAGAACAUUGUGUAA
This is a messenger RNA of Metopolophium dirhodum (rose-grain aphid), 402 nucleotides long. RefSeq lists its product as uncharacterized. The transcript has a single exon. The record is from RefSeq and is a predicted model, not a curated record. Lineage: Eukaryota; Metazoa; Arthropoda; Insecta; Hemiptera; Aphididae. The coding region runs from base 1 to 402 and encodes 133 amino acids.